Electrophorus electricus (electric eel) is the source of this 1024-nucleotide messenger RNA. RefSeq names its product insulin-like growth factor binding protein 1b (gene igfbp1b). Gene Ontology annotation, molecular function: insulin-like growth factor II binding; insulin-like growth factor I binding. Lineage: Eukaryota; Metazoa; Chordata; Actinopteri; Gymnotiformes; Gymnotidae. Gene Ontology annotation, biological process: regulation of insulin-like growth factor receptor signaling pathway. The record is from RefSeq and is a predicted model, not a curated record. Gene Ontology annotation, cellular component: extracellular region.
AGAAUGUCAAAUAUUAACCCCUCUUAAGGUCAUGGUACAGUAUAAAAGCUCCAAGUUCCAACAACCAGUCAAAACUGUACAAAAAGGUUCCGUAUACAGAUCACAGGAAUAUUUCAUAUACUUCAUCUCGGUGUUAGGUUAUCUGCGUUUCUGUUAUGUGGAGAUUACCGUUAUUUUACGUGUUGGCCAUCGCUGUCUUGACUAGCGUCCUCGUACCCGGAGAGCCGUCGCCAGUCUUGGCGCCGGAGCCAAUUCGCUGCGUGCCUUGCACCCAGGAGAAACUGAGCGGUUGUCCGCCCGUGCCCUCCAAUUGCCGCGAAGUGUUAAAGGAGCCAGGCUGCGGAUGCUGCCUCGCCUGUGCUCUGGAGCAGGGAGAGCCGUGUGGAAUCUAUACGGCUCACUGCGGCACCGGGCUGCGCUGCGUCCCCCGACCCGAGGACCCGCACCCGCUGCACUCGCUUACGCGCGGACGCGGCAUUUGUACCGCAGACGAGACCGAAGAGGAUGGAGACAUAGCAGCUGACCAGAGCUCCUUGCAAUACUUACUGGGACUCAAUAAACCCCUUGACCUGGAGGCGCACGAGAGUAUUAUGGCCAAAGUUAACGCGAUUCGAAAGAAACUGGUCAAACUGGGUCCGUGUCACACAGAACUUCACUCUGCUCUGGACACCAUUGCCGCCUCGCAGCAGGCUUUGGGCGAGAAGUUCACGACGUUCUACCUUCCCAACUGCGACAAGCAUGGUUUCUAUAAGGCCAAACAGUGCGAGACGUCUCUCGUGGGCCGACUCAUGCGCUGCUGGUGUGUGUCCUCCUGGAACGGAAAGAGAAUUAUAGGAUCCAGUGAUCUGACUGCAGAUGCCCUCUGUCAUCAGGAGGUCACUCACUGAAGAGUGCAUGCACGCACACACACACACACACACACACACACACACACACACAUACAUGCCUCAAGAGAAACAAGUUAUACUUAAUGUAUAGUUUGUUUUAAUGACGAAUGCUACUUAUUUAUUUAUUUUCUGUUUUA